Molecule: messenger RNA, 1477 nt
Organism: Scleropages formosus (Asian bonytongue)
Lineage: Eukaryota; Metazoa; Chordata; Actinopteri; Osteoglossiformes; Osteoglossidae
Gene: tmem230a
Product: transmembrane protein 230a
Exons: 4
Coding region: 492-854 (120 amino acids)
Biological process (GO): synaptic vesicle transport
Cellular component (GO): endomembrane system; synaptic vesicle
Source: RefSeq, a predicted model, not a curated record
CUUCGUUGUGGAGCAGCUUCUGCGCGCGCCGCCCGGGAGGGGGAGCACGUGACGCGCGCGUUGCUGCAGCGGGAAGCAUGGCGGCUCGUGUACGGUGCCACAGCAGAGCUGCGUUGGACAGUGCCGAUCGCUAAUUCCGAUCGUUCAUAACUCGACCGCGGUAAGUGCGUGUGUGACGUGAAAGUAUGCGCAGUUUGCGCGCGCUCCCCACACCUCCUCCCCUUGCGUUUCCGAGCUCGCGCACCAGUAAACAACGCCAAGGCUGUGAAGCCGUAAGUAACAAGUAAAACUGUUUGCGUGGUGCAACAGGUAUGUACUACAUUCGCGCAGCUUCCUGUUUUAUCGCUACUUAGACAGACACGUGGCACCAGAUCACCUGUAAAGUUUCAACUCAAACUUUGCGUCUGCGCACUCCGCACGGUGACGUCACCCGUACGUACACCUGGAGGCCCGCGAUUGUGGAUCAGGCAGUGACGCUCUGCCCCCCUGUGAUGAAGUCCUCUCGGAGUGGCCUGAUUGCAGGGCCAGCUGGCAGUAAGGUGAAAUACUCCAAGGUGGCCAGCAGUGAGGAUGGCUACAUUGACCUGCAGUUCAAGAGGAGCCCACCCAAAGUGCCCUAUAAGGCUAUUGCUCUGGCCACUUUCCUUUUUGUCGUUGGUUCCCUUCUCAUUAUAAUCGGAGCCCUUCUCCUCGCUGGUUACAUUGAAGUCACACAUCCAGAUCGCACCAUUCCCGUUCUGAUCAUUGGUGUCCUGGUCUUCCUGCCCGGAUUCUACCACCUGCGCAUUGCUUACUAUGCCUCCAAGGGUUACCGUGGUUACUCCUAUGAAGACAUCCCCGACUUUGAUGACUGAGCCAAUUGCAGGCCUUGCUGCUACUCUUCUAGCCAAUCACAAAGUCACUUGUCAGGUUUCUGACGCGUCCUCCUGCUGGAUGCACCGAGAUGCCUUCAGAUCCGACAUCCCAUUUCCCAAAGCUCCUUGUCUUUCAGGGUCAGUUCCUGACCCAAGGAAGUGGGUGCAACUUCAGACAAGGAUAUAAAAAUCUUAUCCCUUUUCUAAAAAGCCUAUGUGUGUUAUAGUCUCGUGUUUACCGCGUUUGUGACUUUUUUUUUAAAUUACGUGUCGGUUUUCAAAAGGUAUUUAUGAAAGUCAAUUUAAAAAAUAUUUACUGCUGAACACUGGUUUGCAAAAAUUGGUUUGACAAAAAAAAAAAAAAUUACUUUAUGUGUAUUAGAGCAGGGCAGUACCAGCCAUAUGGUCAUACCAGCAUGGGUGAUGGUGCAAUGAAAGUCUAUUUUUAACCAUUCUUUAUCAAAAAGGGAUUUAUGUGUUCAAAUUUAUAAUAAUACCUAGAACUAUCAUAAAACUGUAAAACUGUAGAACUUAUAUUUACAUAUUUAUAUUUACUAAAGUUAAAUUGGACAUUUGAAAAACAGUCCAGGAAUAUGCCUCAGUACAACAAAAUAUAUAUUUAU